Molecule: messenger RNA, 1341 nt
Organism: Phaedon cochleariae (mustard beetle)
Lineage: Eukaryota; Metazoa; Arthropoda; Insecta; Coleoptera; Chrysomelidae
Source: the annotation of a GenBank genome assembly
AUGGCACUAUCUUGCUACGGUAGAAAAAGAGACCAAACCUCGUCCAACCAGAUGCACCGAGAAGGAAUUAGUGCCUCGUCGAACAUAGUAAUGGAAGUGACAGUUCAGUUGUGUAGAAUGUUGGUCCGAAGAGCAAGGGAAGAGAAUGCGGCAUUAGACAACAUAGAUUUCAAAUCUACAAGCAAUACAAGUGCAGGCGUUUUUCAUGGCCCCUGUAUCUCCAUUUUCCAAUGUCGUCGUCGGGGAGAAUCUCAAGGAGAAAUCAGGACAUUCGCUACAUCCCACAGGAAUGUUAGUAAACAAGGAGACCGUGGAGUGCCAGAGUUACCAGAUUUCUAUGCUGAGAUUCCCGAUUGCACUCUCCCCCAGAACAACCCCCCUGCUCCUGGAUGCAGUUUUGAGAUAGGUUCUCGUCUGAAUUCUUCAGAAAAGUUCGUGUUGCCCAUAAAUGGAAACCCUGAUUCUUAUCUUGCUAUCGAUCAUGCCCAUGAGCAAAAUAUUGCCAAAGUGAAAGAGAAUCGUGGUGCGGUCGGUCUCACUAGUGACCCAUCUGCAUUGAGACGUUGGACCAUCGGAGGACCAGAGAUCUGCCGACUUCUGAAUGAAUUCAACCAUUCAGAAGAUGCUCACCAUGACGAAGUUUCAUUCUCGAGGACUCAUCAUGAACAGGCAAAAUCUUACCAAUCAAGAUUUGCCGAUCACUUUGCAACACUCAAGGUCGCUUUCUUGGCGUACGAGAAUUCCUUUUCUGUUCAGGAAACAGAACUUAACGCUAUAGACUCCAGCGUUGUUGUGGGCACUGAUGCGGUUCAGACCAUGUACGAUGCUGUGGAAAAGAGCGAAUCCUACAAGUCCUUUGUCGACGAGAGACUGGUCAAGGAGUCGGGAUCUCUUUAUGAUCCAAUUCGAAAGUCGAUUCUCGAGAAUUUGCUCAAGAAGUUGUCUGAAGUAGACCCACCUCACGGAUGUGAAGGAUUGAUCAUAGAUGGAGCGGUCUUAGUUCACAAUAUCAAGCCUCGUCCUGAUGUGAAAACUUUCAAGAGCUACGUAGGCCAGCUGAUUUCGAAUAUAGGGUACACUCGAAAACAGAUGAAAAUAUUCAGAGUGGAUAUAGCAUGGGAUCUGUACUCUUCCUCGAGUCUUAAAGAGGCCAGUCGGUCAAGCAGGGGAACAGAAGUGAGGCGUAAAGAUAUACCAAACGAAGGACCUGGAGGAAAUCUUGGACAACACCCCGCUAUGCCUAAGAUAGCGGGGACACAGCCGCCACCAUCCAAAGAACAGCGUCGCUACACCCCGCCAACACCUUCACCUUCUUCAACCAUCCUAGGCAUGGACGCCUAG